Epinephelus moara (kelp grouper) is the source of this 4467-nucleotide messenger RNA. RefSeq names its product homeobox B6a (gene hoxb6a). Gene Ontology annotation, biological process: anterior/posterior pattern specification; regulation of transcription by RNA polymerase II. Gene Ontology annotation, cellular component: nucleus. Lineage: Eukaryota; Metazoa; Chordata; Actinopteri; Perciformes; Serranidae. The record is from RefSeq and is a predicted model, not a curated record. The coding region runs from base 2686 to 3531 and encodes 281 amino acids. The transcript is spliced from 2 exons. Gene Ontology annotation, molecular function: DNA-binding transcription factor activity, RNA polymerase II-specific; RNA polymerase II cis-regulatory region sequence-specific DNA binding.
AGAGAGAGAGAGAGACAGGGAGAGGGAGCGAGGGAGAGGUCAGACUGAAAGUUAAAAAGAGAGAUUCCCCAACUGUCUGUGUGAUCCUCCACAGAAAGUGAGAGUCGAGGAUGAAACUUAUUAUCUGUCUCCCUGCUCUGAACAGUGUUACUUUAAAAACGAGAGAGGGCAUGGAGGAAUGGACGGGGGUGGGAGGGUAAAGUAAAAGUAAAAAUAGAGUCUUUGUCUCUAUUUGUCAGUCGGACUGUCUGCAGUUGGGCCAUGCAGACAAGUCAGAGUCUGUAGGGGAAACACAGAGAAAGACAGAGAGAGAGGGAGACUUAUUUAUGGCUGCGGUUACUUUACGACCUCAGCGACACAUAUUCCGUUUGUAAGUGUGAAUGAAAAGCAGGCCCACUCCUCCAGCUUUGCUUUGCUUUCUUUCCUUCUUUCUUUCUUUCUUUCUUUCUGAAACUAUAAUCGGAAAAAGAAGAAUAAUAUGGAAGGAGAGCAUAACAAUAUCCAUGAUGUCUUUCUUCUCAUAAUUUUGUAUGUGUAUGUGUGUGUGUGUGUGUGUGUGUGUGUGUGCAGCCUGCUGCAUUACGUCUAUACAUUUUGGUUUUAUUCAUUACAGUUGAAUUCAUAAUUUAGAAAACUGAAGAACUAUCGUGCAAAAAAAAGCCACAAUUACGCCGAAUAUGCUACAUAUAUAUAUAUAUAUAUAUAUAUAUAUGUACACACAUACAUACAUAUAUGUAGCCUAUAUGUAUAUGUGUGUAUAUUUAUAUACAUACAUACAUACAUACAUACAUACAUACAUACAUACAUACAUUACUUUUGUAUAGUAGCCAAAAGUAUUUACGUUUUAAAACUUUUUUGAAGAAAUGUUUUAAUUAUUAGCAAAUUACAAACUUUUUCCACCACGUUUCAAUGACCAACUGAUACAAAAUAAGACGUUAUAUAUUAAUUAAUUAUUGUGAUUGUGAUUCUAUUUAUCUCGUUAUAAUUAUAACACGAACUCAUGUAACCUGAGGCCUACUACUGUAUAAUUAAUAUUACUAACAUCAUUUCUUUAAUUGCUGGACGUUGGAGUGUUACGCUACAACUAUGCAAAGUAAGUUUGUUCCUUCUCAAAGCUAUAGUAUGCAUCCGUAUAGGUUUAAUGUAGGCUAUUUGUAUGAAUAUAUUUAACCUGAAUAAUACAUAAUGGCCCCAUGGAAAGAGUUUCGGGCGCGUGGCUAUAAUCAGUGUCAAGAAUACGAGGAAAAAUGGGAAAAGUUGGAGACUGUUUUCUUUCUUCUUCUCGUUUUACAUUUCAGCCUAAUCAGUGUCAGAGAAGGAGAAAAUAAUAAUUCACUGCACACAUUGAUCAAACCGAACCUGCGGCUCCACAAUACAACUGGUUCUCUACAGACACCACAGCUCAAAACAAGCAUAUGAUUCAUACAGCACAACACGGGACAGAUCAGCGGCAUCCGGGUUAUCUUUCAGCAAUUACACAUUAACCGAUUAUAUUCAGAGAAUCCCUUUCAGAUUAUCAUUUAAGCAACUUGUCCGAUGGAGAAAACAACCGCGGUGAAAGGCCUGCGGUAGAGAACACACACACACACACACACACACACACACACACUGACCGGCAUGGGGGGCAUAAAUCUACCCACCGACCCAAAUGCCUACCAAUUACAAAUGCACAAACACCUCAAUUAUAGACGUGGAAAUCCCACAUUAUAUUGUAGGCUAACUCACAUCCCCGCCGCACACACACACUUGGGACCACACAUGCCUCGUGCGCGCUCCCGGCUGUGAUUUACACUCGCCAAAUUCAUUUUAAUACGGUCGGUAUUAUCUGCAAAGCGCCGGGAAUAUGUUUUAUUAUUCGGUUGCCUCUGGUUGUGCAGCAGCAACCCUCCCCUAGGGGAGGGCGCGCGUGCGUGUGUGUGAGCUGCUGGUUUUUAUGGGUCCAACAACAGACGGAGGAGGACACACAGGGAGAGAAAGAAUCAAUUUAACGCGCCGAGGAUUCCGGUGUGAUUGCGCAAUCUCACCGGGAACCGGGGGAAGAUUAGAAAGAGAAAUUGAAUGAGAAUUAGAAAGAGAGAAAGGGAGUGGGAGAUUGAAGAAGGGAAAUAGGAAGGGGGAGAGGUGGUGGUGGGGAGGGGGGGUAGUUCCCAGCCCCCCCUCCUCUUCCUCCUCUUCCUCCUCUUCUUCCUCUCUCCAACGAAAGGAAAAGGGGCGAACGAAUGCCAGGCACGGAAGCUUCCCAUUGGUCAGUCUGAGGUCAGCUGGUCUCUGCCUCCCCCCUCAUCCUCCUCCUCACCCCAUCCCGUCUUCUCCACACACAAACACCCCCCCUCCUCUCUCUCUCUGUCCCACACUGGCACUCAGCCACCCAGAUACCCCCCUUCCCUUCUCCUCCUCUCACCCUCACCCUCCUCACCCCACUCCUCCCAAUCUGCGAUAAACUAAGUGAUAGCAGCAGCCCGUCGGACUGUCGGCUAUAAAACACAACAAAUCAUAAAGUGCAGGCAGGGGAAGGCAGAGGAAGGAGGACGGGAGGGAGAACCGUUAGCCGUUAGCCUCCUUCUACUCCUCCUUCUUCUUCAUCGCGUGAACGUUGUUGUUGUGUUUGUUUCGUGCCCUCCUGUCCUCCCCUCUCCUCUUCUCCUCUCCUCUCUUCUCCUCCGUCUCCUCUCCUACUUUCUCCCGAUGAGUUCCUAUUUUGUCAACUCCUCUUUCCCGGUGACGCUACCGGGAACGGGUGCUGGCGGGCAGGCGGCGGCGGAGUCAUUCCUGGGUCAGAUCCCGCUCUACUCGUCGGGAUACGCCGCCGACCACCCGCUCCGGCACUACUCGGGGGCAGCAGCCGUUACCGCCGCCGCGGCCGUGGCGUAUGGCGCGAGCGGCGGCGGCGUGCACCAGGAGAAACCGUACUCGGCGUCCACUUACUACCAACAGGCUGCGAACGGAGCGUACAGCGGGCACCGGGCGGCGCCAGGGGUCGGUGUAGGGGGCGCAACCGGGGCUGGUGCCUGCGAUUAUGCCACGGCAGCGGCGGCAGCGGCGGCUGCAGCUGCGGCCACGAGCUUCUAUCGGGACAAGGAGCACCCGUGCAGUCUGGAAGAGCAUCAGCUCGCGCUGAGCCAGGAAGGCAUGCACCGUAAAGCGGAGUGCGCGGGGCUGAGUGGGAAAGGGAUGUUCGGUGAAACGAUGGACGACAAGCUGCCGGCAUCAGCCCCCAUUUACCCGUGGAUGCAGCGGAUGAACUCGUGCAACGGGACCUUCGGCAGCCCCGGGAGGCGCGGGCGGCAGACGUACACGCGCUACCAGACCCUCGAGUUGGAGAAGGAGUUCCACUUCAACCGGUACCUCACGCGGCGGCGGCGGAUCGAGAUCGCGCACGCGCUCUGCCUCACUGAGCGGCAGAUCAAGAUCUGGUUCCAGAACCGGAGGAUGAAGUGGAAGAAAGAGAACAAGCUGAUUAACUCCUCUUCCUCCUCCUCCUCUUCCUCCACGGUGAACGGGACAGAGGAAGAGGAGAAACGGACGGAGUGAAAGAGGAUGGGAAAGACUGAUAAAAAAGAGGAAGAUGGAGGAAAAGACAUGCUGGUUAAUCCCUUCCCCUUCCCGUCUCAAAGUUCGUCGAGACGUUUGUCUGAUGUGAAAACUCUGGGAAAAAGUAGCCUACAUUUAAUUUAAUUUUAUUUUUUUACCUGACACAUGUAGAGAAGGAAGGGGGAGAGGAUUCCUUUUUGGAUCCCUCAAGAAAUGUAUCCAAAAGACUCUUGAGAAGGAACCGUGUGACUGUGGAAAGAACAGAUAAAAUUCAGAAAAUUAAAAAAGAGAAACAAGAUCACAGAAAGGGAAAUGGAUGGUGGCGGAGCAGGUUAUGGCAUCCGAAAUGUAUUUAAAAAAUACAGUAAAUAAAUAACCCGCCACCCAACGCUGACAAACUGUUUGAAGACACAAUUUCUUGUUGCAUUCCAAGAAAACAACCUAACUUCUUAUUAGUUUUUAUUUUUGUCAAAUGUACUUCCUAUCUUUCAGGCACUUGUUUCGAAGCUUUAGGACUCGACCCCCCGAUUACUAUUUUUCCUUAUUUUGUAAACGUGUUGUGUGUAUUAUACCUUCAGUUAAACGCGCACACAACAAUGUGAGGAAGAAAAACUAUUUGAGAAGUGUAUGUAUGUCAUAUGGUGUUCAUAUUUAAACUGUACAGAAAUAAGCAAGGGGGAAACAUCACCUUGUACGGUGAAAACAAUGUCAUUGCGGGUAGGGGUGGGGAUAAUUUAACCAUUCAAGGUGUUUUCCAAAAUAGAGGGGGGCGCGUGGGAGAGGGUGUUAAUCUACUGAUGUUAUUCUCCAAACUACCUAAAAACGUUCAGGAAAGUGUACAUUUUAUGGAUUUUUACAUUGUUUGUUUAUGUUAGUGUUUUUGUCAAGUAAUUACGUAUACUACCUAUGACAAAUGUUCAAUAAAAUGUAAAGUAU